CCAGAAAUACAGUAAAGUGGAUAAAAAUUCCACACGAAAGACAAGUAGACCAGAAGACCUGUUCUCUAUCUACUUGCUUAAUCUUCUUUAAUAUUUUCCAUGUCCAAUUCUCUAGCUUAUGUUCCAUUAAUCCCUUUCUAAAUUCUCAAAGUAAUAUCCUUGUGCUUGCAUUUUUUUUAUUUUAUUUUUUCUUCUUUAGCUUUCCUAAUCAAUAUCAUGUUUAAGGCAAUGGCGCAACGGUUGCAUGAAGUAUUUAUGCUUUUCUUCUUAGCAAUCUUCUCCAAGGCAGCAGCUGGCCUUAACAAGCCUUAUUCAAGGGCAAACUUGCCGCCAGUCGACGGACCUUUUGACUAUUGCCUGAGCUGGAGGCUGGCUGUGGAGGCUAACAAUGUGCGUGGGUGGCGGACUGUUCCUGCUCAGUGCUUGCGCUAUAUUGAAGCUUAUAUGAUUGGAGGUCAGUAUGACAGAGAUCUUGACUUCAUUGUAGAGCAGAUAUGGAGUUAUGUUAGCGAGAUUGUUCGCUCUGGUGAUCCCAUGGAUGCUUGGAUUCUUGAUGUUGAUGAUACUUGCAUCUCCAAUGUUUUCUACUACAAGGGAAAGCGAUAUGGGUGUGAGCCGUACGAUCCAGCUGGUUUCAAGGCAUGGGCAUUGAAGGGAGGGUGUCCAGCCAUUCCUUCUAUGCUCCGAUUGUUUAGGCACUUGGUCGACAGUGGGUUUAAGGUGUUCCUUGUCACUGGCAGAGACCAAGAAACUCUUGGCCAGGUGACUGCUGAUAAUUUGCAUGAUCAAGGAUUUAUUGGCUAUGAACGACUCAUUUUGAGGACUGCAGCAAACAAAGGACAAGGAGCGGUUGUAUUCAAGUCUGCCAUUAGAAAGCAACUGGUAGAAGAAGGCUACAGAAUAUGGGGGAAUGUCGGGGACCAGUGGAGUGAUUUACAAGGAGAAUUCACAGGCAACAGAACUUUUAAGAUUCCAAAUCCAAUGUACUUUGUCCCCUGAAUUCUGUGGAAUACUGCUUACUUGGUCUCUGAAAAUGAUCACAAGACUUGUAGCUGUGUUCUUGUUAUGAUAAACUUGUUCUUAUUCAAAUCAAUAAAAUCAAACAUGUGAAGCAAUAAACUGAUUAUUAACACAAGUUCAUAAUCAAGUAUUCUGAUAUAAGUAAACUUUCUAUGAUUAUUUUUC
Messenger RNA from Ricinus communis (castor bean), 1185 nucleotides. RefSeq names its product acid phosphatase 1. Gene Ontology annotation, molecular function: acid phosphatase activity. The transcript is spliced from 3 exons. The coding region runs from base 217 to 999 and encodes 260 amino acids. NCBI's taxonomy places the organism in Eukaryota, Viridiplantae, Streptophyta, Magnoliopsida, Malpighiales, Euphorbiaceae. The record is from RefSeq and is a predicted model, not a curated record.